This is a messenger RNA of Polychytrium aggregatum, 2360 nucleotides long. RefSeq lists its product as uncharacterized. The coding region runs from base 1 to 2109 and encodes 702 amino acids. The transcript has 3 exons. The record is from RefSeq and is a predicted model, not a curated record. Lineage: Eukaryota; Fungi; Chytridiomycota; Chytridiomycetes; Polychytriales. Gene Ontology annotation, molecular function: oxidoreductase activity. Gene Ontology annotation, cellular component: plasma membrane.
AUGAGCCAGGGCGACUUUCCCGACACCACCGACGCCGUCCUCGAGUCCGUCGACAUUUACUACAUCCUCUUUGCCAUCGCCCCGUUGGCCGUCAUCAGCGUGGCCUCUGCCCUGAUCGACGACUCGGUUCUCGUUGGCCUGCGUCGCCCCUCGGUCGAGUCGCCCACCACCUUCCACUGGUCGCUGCUCAAGCUGUGGCAUCCCAGGUGGCAAGUCUUGAAGGCCACGGCGCCCCGCCCCUCAUUCUUUGGCAACGCCUGGUCCCUCGGCGAGGUCCUGAUUGUUGCGCUUCUGGUCAUCAGCAACCUCGCCUGGGUCUUUGUGCCCAUCAUCCAGUCCCCGCCAUCGUCGGUUCCGGCCUCUGCCGCCUUGUACAACUGGGUCCAGCAGAUCACCACCCAGACAGCCUGGGCCGGUCUCUGGGAUGCCGGACUGUGCAUUCUGUUUGUCGUUCGCGAGAAUCUCAUCACCAAGAAGGCGCUCGGCCACAACGCCGGCCAGUACCACAGAUCCAACCGCUUCCACAUCGGCCUCGGAUACACCAGCUUCCUCUUGAUCACGGCGCAUGCCAUCUUCAACAUCGUUGACUUUAUCAACAAGGGCCGAGUGCCAAAGAGCUUCUUCCCGUGGGCGUCGAACUAUGGCUAUGGCAACCUGGGUGGCCUGCUUGCCUGGCUGUCGCUGCUGGGCAUUGCCGCCACAUCGGUCUACAAGGUUCGACGCAGCAACUACAGGGUCUUCUACUGGACGCACCAGCUCUACGUCACCUUCUUCCUCUUCGCCCUCAUCCACAAAGGCACCAACCUGGCCUAUCCCUUCAUUUUCCCCUGUUUGUACUUUGUAUACGACCGUCUCCGUGCCCGUGUCUACUUCCGCCGUUUCAAUGCCACUGCCUCGGUUCAAAAGACCCUGUCCGACACCAUCAUCAAGGUCGACAUCCCCAUCGCCGAUGCCUGGCAGGGUGCGAGCACCUAUGCCCCCGGCGACUGGGUCAACAUUUGUGUGCCGCAAAUCUCGGCGCUCCACUGGCACCCCUUCAGCAUCGCCUCGUACUGCCACGACACCCCCGACCGCAUCACCCUGCUCAUCAAGGUGGGCGGCAAGUGGACGACAAAGCUGGCCAAGCUCUGCGAGCAUCAGGACAAAGUCCAUGUCCCCAUCAAGGUCGACGGUCCCUUUGGCUCCCGCAGCGUCUCCUAUCUGCAUCACGAGCGACUGCUGAUGCUCGUCGGCGGAAGCGGCAUCUCUGCCGUCCUCCCCUUCAUCUACCACUAUACCAUCGCCGGCCCGGCGUCUGGAAAGAUGCGCUUGAUCUGGACUGUCAAGGACGAGUCCACGGCGCUCGCCUACUCGAGCUUCUUGCUUGACUAUGUCAACAAAUCGACUCUUCUGAGCAGCAAACUGACGCUGGAUCUCCACAUCACUGGAUCCAUGAAGACCGACCCCGAUACCGACAGCCCCGACCACAUCGACAGCGCCAAGGACAUGGACGCCGACCAUGCCAAGGCCGUCAAGGACAAUGUCAUUCUCGACGACAAGAUUGCCAACAUCACCAAGCGCAAGGCCCACUGGAAAGCACGCCUGACCGACUUGGCUCUGGCUUGUGUCGUCUUUGGCUUUGGCAUCGCUGGGUUUGUGAUCGGCAUCUUGGUCAGACCCGCUGGCGCAGAGGCCGACAAGUGCGACUCCAACACCGCCUUCAAGCUCGUGGGACUGGACCACUUCCUCUGCUGGUAUCUGGAGCCCCUCUCCAGCAGCGUGCUCUCGAUUGCCUUUGCGACCAUUGCCGGGCUCCUGUUCCUGCGUCUGUUUGUUACCGGCGGCAGCUCGAGCGCGCCGAAUGCCGCUUUGAGCGCUGCCGAUGACUCCGACUCUGCCUCUCACCUCUCCGAGGGCGGCGUGCUCCACAAUCUCAUCCUCAAGCUCAACGUCAACCGUGCCCGCCCCGACUUCAAGGUCGUCACCGAGGAAAUGGACAAAUACGCCGGCGAGAAGGGCACCAAUGUGGCCGUGCUCGGUGCCGGGCCCGAACGACUGAUGAGGACCCUUCAGCACAUUGUCGUGGGAUGCAAGCACCUCGACUGGUACCGAGAAUCGUGGAAGGUGUAAUGUUGGUGGUCUGACCAUGUUGCUGCGGCCCUGAUCCGAACCACCCCACCUCCCUCCUGUCUAUGUCACUGUUCCCGCCGCUCUAUCGAAUAGCUUCUGUGUAUCUCUCUUCAACUGUCGUCCUCUUUCGUUCGAUUCCUCCCUUUCUCCCUCGUUGCUCACCGUCCGGCCGUCCAAGCGGCGCGUCUGGAUUCGUGUAUUUGAUUUGGAAAUGCGUAUGGCUCCUAUUGGCCUUGCAAACAAUAUAAUCC